This is a messenger RNA of Lathyrus oleraceus (garden pea), 1045 nucleotides long. RefSeq lists its product as uncharacterized. NCBI's taxonomy places the organism in Eukaryota, Viridiplantae, Streptophyta, Magnoliopsida, Fabales, Fabaceae. The transcript has 7 exons. Bases 127 to 780 code for a protein of 217 amino acids. The record is from RefSeq and is a predicted model, not a curated record.
CGUAUAAAUUCCGUCAAAACAAUAUAUAUAGCAUAUAUUUACCUUUUAAAUUAUAAACCCGUACUGUAUACUUCCUUCCUCGCUAAGUCCGCAGCACUAGUUUGUUUGUUUGAUUUCCUCGCCGUCAUGGUAGCUAAACCCCUUACCACCGAACUCGUUGCUCUUACAGAGAAGAAGAUGGACAUGACAUUAGAUGAUAUAAUCAAAAUGUCUAAAAACCCUAAAGUUACAAAGCAAACUAGGGUUUCGAACAAGAGCAAAAAAUUUACAAACACUUUUGCACAAGAUAAAUCUUUGAAGGCGCGGCGAUAUAUGGAGUCGAGAUCUUCUCUUAGACAAGGAGUUCUUGCAAAAAGAAGGUCAAGUUUUCAAGGAAAUCAAUUUCCCCUUGCAACUGAGGUUGCGCGUAAAGUUGUUGCUGCUCCUCUGCAUUAUGGAGUUGCUAAUCGAAAUAACAUGGCUAACUGGAAUAAAACAAGGUUCCAGGUUCCUGUGAAUCAGAGAAGAGCUGCUAGUGGAAAUUUUGCUGCUAAGGUGAGGCAAUUUUCUUUUCAGCCACUACCUCCCUUUCAGCAUCAGCAGCAACAACAUCAGCACCAUUAUCAGCAGCAAGAUGUCAAUAUCAAGCCUAAUAAUCAAAGGCCUCAUACACUGGAUUCAUUGUUUGCAAAUAUGAAGGAGCAAAGAAUGAAAGUUUUCUCAAGGCAGAACAAUGCUGUGCAGCACAAUGGAGCCGGUAACGGGAGGUCUCCAUGGGGAAGAGGCCGAUAUGGCAACUGACAAGAUGGUCUGACUGAUAAUUUCAUGGUGUCAGUCACUUUCAGUACAGUAGUAUGCUUUGCCUGCUAGAUUUCCAUUCCUAGCAGGACUAGAUGUAUCAUUCGAACUCAGUAUACUUUUAUUCAUUUGGCUUUCAUUGUAUAGUUCACUUUUUCUUGUGUGGCAUUUGCUUUGACUCUAAUUCAUGUUUGUGGUCUAGCUUAUAUGCUGCAAUAUGGAAUUCCAACAGUUAGCAGUAUUGAAUUUGAAGAUUUUUUUACAAAUA